AUGUUGGAGACGCAACAUCUCCACACACACUCUGGCCGCCUGAUACCGCCUCCCCCACGGAGGACUCCGCGGAGGAAAUCCAGCGUCUGCAGAACGCCUACACGACGGCACAAUCCUGCCGAAAGUGGGUUAUCGGCAUCUUCCAAAACGACACGAAGCGACGUCUAUGAAUGUCGGAUGGCUCCCGUGCGUGGCAGACGGGAGAGUCAUGAUAGCACCCCUGGUCGUCCACGAGCCCCGGAGGAUGUCAAUUAUGCUCGGGGCCGGAGCAUGAAUGAAAGGCCAGCCCCAUCGAAACCACAAUGUGCAAUUCCCAGCAAAAAUGGUCGACUGGAAGAGUCGCGUGCAUCGACCCUAGCUGUGGAUCGUGAACGUUUCAGUCAGACACGGUGGGGUCGCAGCGAUGAGAUCAUUUCCCAAAGCCCUUUGGCCGGCAGAUCCCAUUCCCUGCGGGAAGGUGAAUUUUGUGAUCCACAGGCCCUCACGAUGCGCCUGCGGCAUUCGUUGUCGCGUGGCUACAGCCCCCAGUGUGGGCAUCCAACUCAGGCGGUGGUGGGUACAGAACUUGCGCCACCGAUGCCACGCCUUCAGGGUGCAUACGGCACCUCCAAGAAUCGUUACCGGAAAACAAUCGAGCGCUUCAUUGAGUGUCAACCGACAAACACCCAGAAGGAGAUGCAGUCAAUGUUAGAAGAGUACAGAGGGCGUGAAAAUGAGCUCUGCGAGGCGCUAUCUGUGGCCUACAGUGAUUCCUGGGAGGCUUCUGUGAGGGGAAAUGACACUAUCAUCCAGUCACACAAAAAUGACAAUUGUAGCAAGUUUGCACUGAACGAGUCACCGGGUAUGCCGGAAAUGAAAGACUUUCCGCGUGUUGGGAACGGGAAAGGGCAUUUUGACUCCAUGAACAAUGGCGAGUGCAACCAUAAUGCAACGGCUGAAAAUCACCGGCAACGCAUGACCAAACCCACUUCCAGUUCUCAUUCUACCCCAUCGCGAUUUCAGGACAGCCAUCAAAAUGUCGAUUGUCUCCGGUCAUUCUCUGACGUUGCCACACCCCGUCGCAACGAGGGUAUAAAUCUUUCAAAGAGUGCUGAAAAGGAACGGUACGACGAAGAUACAAGCCCUCAUCUUCGCAACGGAUCCAGUGGAGGCGUAAAUGUACCUUUGUCCCUUGGUAUUAUUCUUGAGCAAGGGGAAACGUCGCCGCGCUCUGGUGGCAUGUUGACACCGCCUAUUCCCGCAGACCUUCUCGCACGUUGA
Trypanosoma cruzi is the source of this 1260-nucleotide messenger RNA. RefSeq lists its product as uncharacterized. Lineage: Eukaryota; Euglenozoa; Kinetoplastea; Trypanosomatida; Trypanosomatidae. The record is from RefSeq and is a predicted model, not a curated record. The transcript has a single exon. Bases 1 to 1260 code for a protein of 419 amino acids.